GUGAUACCUUCUUGUCAUCAGCGCAGCGCUGGUUUUGACAAGCAAUUUCUUGCACGUAACUCCUACCUCGAAGCACAGUGCCAUCAUGUCGCUCAUCGCUUCCUCUUCAUCGGCGCUGAACCUCGCCUUCCCGCCCUCGGUCGGCGCCGGCGCCCAGCACUCGCGCUCGCUUUCCAGCGUCUCGGUCCAUCCCGUCGCACUCUUCAGCAUCCUUGACCACUACCUGCGGCGACGUGCAGAUGCCGAGGACGCUCGUGUGAUCGGCACGUUGCUUGGAACCCGUACAGAGUCCGAGGUGGAGAUCCGGUCCGCUUUUGCUGUCCCGCAUGAUGAGACGGAAGAUCAGGUUUCCGUGGAGAUCGAAUACCACAGGAGCAUGCUAGAGUUGCACACCCGAGCGAACCCCAACGAGGUUGUUGUUGGCUGGUAUGCGACUGGUUCGGACCUCAACUCAUACUCAGCUCUCAUUCAGGACUUUUACAGCAAGGAGACAGCCCCUCAGCAGGCAGUGCACUUGACCAUGAACACCGACUUGCAAGAUGAAAACUUGGGUGUCAGGGCAUGGGUCUCGUCGCCAAUUGGACUUACACCAAAGGCAUCCUCCACUGCUUUCCUUCCACUCCCUGUCAACCUCUUCUACUCUCCAUCGGAGCGACCAGCGCUUUCGAUGCUGGCGUCGCAGACCUCCACGCCCAUGUCCGACAUGGACGCUCUCGCUGCUUCCCUCAAGCAGGUGCAAGCUCAGCUCGAUCGAGUGCUUACGUACGUGCGGCAAGUCAUCAGCGGCGAGAGACGGGGGGAUCCGGCUAUCGGGCGGUUCAUCCUGGAUGCGAUCAGCAAGGUGCCCGUGGGCAGUGCCACAAAUGAGAAUGGGGAGAGCAAGCUCGAGGAGCUGUUCAACACUCACCUACAAGACAUUCUCAUGGUCUCCUACUUGGCGAACGUCGUGCGCGGUCAGGCCGAAAUCUCGUCGCGAUUAACGCUGCUAACUGCUUAAUCGCAUGGCCAGCACACAUAGGCACGAGCAAAAGAGUGACAUAGCCGACUGUCGCUCCUUAACGGUUUUCCUCCGCCUGGAAGGUACUCAUGUAUUACUAGACUCCUACAAACGAUCACUACACUGUCGCCAUUUGUAGACAG
Messenger RNA from Tilletiaria anomala UBC 951, 1140 nucleotides. RefSeq names its product Mov34-domain-containing protein. NCBI's taxonomy places the organism in Eukaryota, Fungi, Basidiomycota, Exobasidiomycetes, Georgefischeriales, Tilletiariaceae. Bases 86 to 997 code for a protein of 303 amino acids. Gene Ontology annotation, molecular function: metallopeptidase activity; translation initiation factor binding; translation initiation factor activity. The record is from RefSeq and is a predicted model, not a curated record. Gene Ontology annotation, cellular component: eukaryotic translation initiation factor 3 complex, eIF3m. The transcript has 3 exons. Gene Ontology annotation, biological process: translational initiation.